AUCGCAUUCAUCGGCCAUUGAUGACCUCCUAAACCACUUGCAAUGCUCGUGGAAAUGGGGAAUCGGCUUCCCAGGUCAAAAUGAAGGUGGAAGAAGUCUCCUCCUCUGAUUACUUGAUCAAUUAUUAGGCGCUCAUCAUCAACGCUCGAGGCACGCGCCAGGGAGAGCCUCUAUUCGACCUAGCGUCUCCGAUUCCUUCCAGUUUAUCGGGUUUAGGGUUUAGGGAUGGAGGAGGGCGCAAAGAUGGAGAAGGACUUGUCGUCAGCUGCGGCUUUUGUGGAAGGGGGCAUCCAAGACGCCUGCGACGAUGCCUGCAGCAUAUGUCUUGAAGAAUUCUGCCAAAGUGAUCCUUCGACAGUUACUGGUUGCAAGCAUGAGUUCCAUCUCCAGUGCAUUCUUGAGUGGUGCCAGAGGAGUUCCCAAUGCCCCAUGUGUUGGCAGUCCAUCUCUUUGAAGGAUCCUACCAGCCAGGAACUGCUUGAUGCUGUAAUAAGGGAGAGGAACAUUAGACUAAACAAAACACAAACAACUACUAUCUUUCAUCAUCCAGCUCUUGGAGAUUUUGAAUUGCAGCAUUUACCAGGAGGUGGAAGUGAAGCUGAAUUUGAAGAGCGCUUAAUGCAGCACUUAGCUGCUGCAGCAGCAAUGGGAAGGGUGCACCAUAUUUCCAGGAGAGAUGGGCAUCGUGGUCGGUCAGGAUCUCAUCCCCAUCCACAGUUUUUGAUCUUCUCUCCACAUCCAAAUGCACCCUAUGUUGGUUAUCGAUCUUCCUCUUCUGCACAAGAAGAAAACGAACCAACUGCCUCAACAGAAGAAACACACCCGAUCUCAAUUCAAGCCGAACAGAAUGAUGCAAUAGCAUCAGAAACCAGCACCAACCAUAGCAGACCCAGUACCACCAACAGCCAAUCAGUUCCAGUCCUUCAAGACAGGCCAGGACCAUCAGAUUUUCAAUCUCUCUCAGAAUCUGUGCGAUCUCGUUUAAAUGCUGUCUCAAUGAGGUACAAAGAGUCUAUCAGCAAAAGUACUCGGGGAUGGAGAGAGAGGCUUUUCUCUCGUAAUAGUGCUGUGCCUAAUCUUACUUCUGAACUUAGAAGGCAACCAAAUACACAAAUUGACACAGGCUCAGGCAUGGUAAAUCACCUAGCAACAAGGGAUAACAGUGCUAGUGCUUUUGCUUCACCUGUUGCGGUCAACUCAGCUGCAAUAUCAAACGAUGAAGGGGUCACUGGGAAUCAUGUGGUCAGUCUCCCAACUGAUACCUCAGCUCCUUGUCUUCCAGCCUCCAGUGCAAACUGAGUUUUAUCAAUCAGAUAUCCUGUCCAAUACAGUGCUUAUGGAUGGAAUUCAAAGUGACCAAAGAAAUGUCAUGAAAUGGGUAUUCUGUUUCGAUGUUGUAAGUUUGCCUACUGUCUGUUAUUAGGUCAAAUAUGUCAUCUAUUGUUGAGGAAUCUGUCUCCAUGAAUAAACAGCUACAUUGCUUUGUCUAUACACACUUAUGAUUAAUGUAUGUUACUGAAUUGUAAGCAUAGUUGUGUUUAUGUAUCUGUCCUUUUCGAGGUUACUGAAAGUAUAUGCCACAAAAAGAUUUGUAUU
This is a messenger RNA of Zingiber officinale, 1596 nucleotides long. Its product is annotated as E3 ubiquitin-protein ligase RHF2A-like. The coding region runs from base 226 to 1299 and encodes 357 amino acids. The transcript is spliced from 9 exons. NCBI's taxonomy places the organism in Eukaryota, Viridiplantae, Streptophyta, Magnoliopsida, Zingiberales, Zingiberaceae. The record is from RefSeq and is a predicted model, not a curated record. Gene Ontology annotation, molecular function: ubiquitin-protein transferase activity.